AUUUGUGCAGAAAAGCUCAGUCAAGGAAUUUAAAAAGGUUGGUAAAUGUAAAAUUGGGUUAUCAAUGAAAAAGAGUGUGGCUCAUAGUUUCAAGACAGUUGUAAUAUAAGGGUAAAGAAGCAGUAUGGUUAGUAAGUCGAAAAAGAUUUUAACAUGUUGUGAUACUUGCGAAAACCAGUUGAAGAUUUCGAAAAAUGGGGCAUAAAAAAAAAAACUAACCCCCUCCCCACCCCUGUUAUAGAUAAACGGUGGAGAAAUUCCAUCCGAGGCUUAUCUUCAGCGCCAAGCAAGGCACCGUCACGUGAUCGACAUAUAUGAAGUGGUCGACACUGGUGAGCAUUAUGUUUACGUCAUGGAAAGACCGGAAGUCUGUAAAAACCUGUUUGACAUCAUACAUGACCGAGACAGUCUGGGGCGACCACUGACAGAGAGAGAAGCCCGACGAUACUUUGCCCAGAUCCUGCAGGCCAACAUCAACUGCGAGGAGACUGGUGUCCUACACCGAGACAGCAAACCAGAGAACAUCCUGGUGGACAUGCGCGCUGAUGAAACCAAGUUGAUUGACUUUGGACUGGCAUCUGAAGUUCAAGAAGAACCUUUCACAAAAUUCAGAGGCACACCACAGUACAUGCCUCCUGAAUUCAAUAAAUCCAAGCAAUAUGACGGCUGUCAGGGCACUGUGUGGCAAAUGGGAAUCCUUCUUGUGGAUAUGUUGUCACCUGUAGUCCCAGCAUUUAAACAUCCACGCCACGCUCUGCGCAUGGCACCUAGAGUACCACACCAGCUUUCACCAGAGGCAAAGAACCUUAUUUACUCGCUGCUGAACGCGACUCCAAGCAAUCGUCCAACUCUGAAACAAACUCUGCAGCAUCCAUGGUUCGCCAUGACAGAAUAAACUUCUAUCAUCACUCGUGAAACACAUCCGUUAUUUAGGCAAUGAACUGAGUUGAAGGAUAAUUAAUAUUAUCUUAAUUACAUAGCUGACUGACCGGCUUCUGAGCCAUUAAAAGUUAACAGUGCAAUUUAGAUUUUUGCACACUAAAGUCAGACCAUAUAUAACAGCUGUGAAUAGAGAUUACUCUAAUAAAAUGGUCGUUAAGUUAUUACAAACUAUUAUACAAUAUCUGCAAAUUAUGAAACUGAUCUAUUAUUGAUCUAAUAAACCGUUUAUUAGAUCAAUAAUAGAUACCUUUCAUGAAUUCGCCAAAUUUGUU
Messenger RNA from Orbicella faveolata, 1214 nucleotides. RefSeq names its product serine/threonine-protein kinase pim-3-like. The record is from RefSeq and is a predicted model, not a curated record. Lineage: Eukaryota; Metazoa; Cnidaria; Anthozoa; Scleractinia; Merulinidae. Gene Ontology annotation, cellular component: cytoplasm. Gene Ontology annotation, biological process: protein autophosphorylation. Gene Ontology annotation, molecular function: protein serine/threonine kinase activity; ATP binding.